Aspergillus luchuensis is the source of this 1947-nucleotide messenger RNA. Its product is annotated as DEAD/DEAH box helicase. Gene Ontology annotation, molecular function: ATP binding; nucleic acid binding. The record is from RefSeq and is a predicted model, not a curated record. Gene Ontology annotation, cellular component: mitochondrion. The coding region runs from base 1 to 1947 and encodes 648 amino acids. NCBI's taxonomy places the organism in Eukaryota, Fungi, Ascomycota, Eurotiomycetes, Eurotiales, Aspergillaceae. The transcript is spliced from 2 exons.
AUGCUGGGCGCUUUCCGCCGUUCCGCCGGCGCCGUCCAUGCGCUGCGAGCUUCACGAUCUCUGCUGGCCAGAUCGAUUCCUCAGCAACCCCAAUGGCUCUCUGCUUCAGCGCCUGCGGUCUCAUACGGUGCUCGCGCCCUCUACCACCCGUCUCCGGCUUUUCUUGAUGCCAGAGCAGCAGCUCAGGCGCAACUCAAUGUCGCCGCCGAUAUCGAGCCCCGGCUACCCAGUACCGAUUUUCACAGCCUGGCACAAGACGGCCUGGUCAACGACAGACUGAUCCGAACCGUGACAGAUUCCAUGAAGAUUCAAACCAUGACUGAUGUCCAAGCCAAGACGAUCCGUGAAACACUGAGCGGCGAUGAUGUCUUGGCACAGGCAAAGACCGGAACCGGAAAGACCCUUGCGUUCUUGAUCCCCGUCAUCCAGCGCCUUGUUAAUGAUCCGUCGAUCAAACGCUCGCGUCCCGGAUACCGGGGGAGAAACCCACCCGACAUUCGGGCGAUUGUCAUCUCUCCGACUCGUGAGUUGGCAGAACAGAUUGCCAACGAGGCACAACGCUUGGUGUCUGGAUUGGGUUUGGCCGUGCAGACGGCAGUUGGCGGCACUCAAAAGAGAUUGCAUCUAAACAAGAUCCGGACCGAGGGCUGCAAUAUCUUGGUUGGAACUCCUGGUCGUCUGAAGGAUCUUCUUUCCGAUCCCUACAGCGGUGUCAAGGCGCCGCAGCUUCAAGCUCUCGUCUUCGAUGAGGCUGACCGCUUGUUGGAUGAUGGCUUCUCGCAAGAGAUCGGUGAGAUCAAGGACCUCCUGCCAGCACCCGAGGAGGUCGACCGUCAGACCCUGAUGUUUUCCGCCACCGUACCAGGUGAGGUUAUGGACAUGGUGCGUCAGACUAUGAAGCCCGACUUCAAGUUCAUCAAGACUGUCUCGGAGGAUGAGGUGCCCACCCACUUGCGGGUGCCCCAGAAGGUCGUCUACCUGGAUGGCUUCCAGAACGGCUUGCCUGCUAUUCUAGAGCUGGCAAAGAAGGGUUACGCUGAAAAUUCGCAUUUCAAGGCCAUUGUCUACCUGAACGCAACAACGAUGGUCUCGCUGGCCAACGACAUUUUCAGGCGGCUUCAGAAUGAUCCUGAGGACCGUACCAAAGGACAUGCUCUCAACCGUCUCCCUAUCUACCAAAUCCAUUCGCGGCUGACUCAGGCGCAAAGAACUCGUGUCACAAGUACUUUCCGCAGCGCGUACCGCGGCAUUCUCUUCUCCUCCGACGUGACAGCCCGUGGUUUGGAUUUCCCGGACGUCACGCACGUCAUCCAAUAUGGACUUCCCAACGAGCGUCAGACCUACAUCCACCGCGUGGGGCGCACGGGCCGUGCGAACAAGGAAGGUGAGGGUUGGAUCUUGCUGCACAAGAACGAGAAGCGUGCCUUCAAACAGAUAUUGGGCGACCUGCCUAUCGAGGAGGAUCAGACCUCGGUUCCCGUUGCGCAUAUCAACAUGCGCGAAGAGAUUGAGGACGAUGGCUCAGAGACGAGCCGAACUCUACAACAAUACAAAUUCGCCGCGCAGGAUGUUCCCAUCGACGAUCGAGUGGAGGCUUGGAGGUCCCAAGCGGGUACCAUCAUAGGCAAACUCCAACCUCUGUCGGCGACCCUGCCUGCCAUGCAUGACUUGUGCACUUACGGAUACUUGCUGCCCAAGCCUCCGCAGCUCCCUUUGAGGAUCCAACAAGCUCUGGAGAGGGGCGACAAGCCCCCUCCGAGGUCCAAGCGUGGUGGACCCCGCGAUUUCAGGUCCCGGGAUUCCUACAGGCCCCGUUCCAGUGGUGGCUAUAAUGACCGCUACCAACACUCUUCAUCCCGCGAUUCCCGCAAUCCUUGGAACGAGAGAGGCUCCUCUCGUGGCCGUCGCGAGGGCCGUCGCGAGAGCCGCUCCUACAACCGCUACUGA